Messenger RNA from Aspergillus luchuensis, 372 nucleotides. RefSeq lists its product as uncharacterized. NCBI's taxonomy places the organism in Eukaryota, Fungi, Ascomycota, Eurotiomycetes, Eurotiales, Aspergillaceae. Bases 1 to 372 code for a protein of 123 amino acids. The record is from RefSeq and is a predicted model, not a curated record. The transcript has a single exon.
AUGAACGGCCGGACCAGCCAGACGGAGCUUGACGAGCUGCAUAUGGCGACCCUCCCUGAUGGAUCCCAUCACAUCCAUCCGCUGCUGAGUUUCUUGUCGUUGGCCUCGUUCUCCUCUUCUUACCUUCUUCCGUCUUCCUGUAAUGAUUAUUGUUUUUAUUAUUCUCAAACCUAUCUCCCUUUAAACUCCAUCCUAUCGUCGCCCUUUUCUCUCCCUCUUCUUCUCCCUUCCUCCCUUCUUCGUUCAUCCUCAUUCCUUUCUUUUUUCUUUCCCCUCGUUCUCUUCUUGCUGAACCAUGGUCCCGGCGGGUUCUUUAUCUCUACACUGCCGGAUAAAGACACUGGCUACAGGCUGACUGACUUGCACGGGUGA